Messenger RNA from Heterobilharzia americana, 3315 nucleotides. NCBI's taxonomy places the organism in Eukaryota, Metazoa, Platyhelminthes, Trematoda, Strigeidida, Schistosomatidae. The record is from the annotation of a GenBank genome assembly.
AUGAAACCGGCACAUAGAAUCACUAAUGAAGUUCAUCAAUUUUCAAAAUUACGGACAUCAUUUGAUUCAAGAGGUCGUUUAUGCUCACCUGGACGGUUUGGACCUGAUUGCAGUUUCACUUGUGCACACUGUGAAAAUGGGGGUCAGUGUAAUCGAGAUUUGACAGGAUGCGAGUGUGCCUCUGGUUACAGAGGACUAAGAUGUGAAGAGAAAUGUCCGAAGGGCCUAUGGGGUGUGGACUGUGGACAAUAUUGUGAUUGUGCAAAUAAUGCAUUUUGUGAUCCCACAAGUGGUGUUUGUCAGUGCCCACUAGGCACUCAUGGUGCAAGUUGCGAACUAUCUGGAUGUCAAGCAGGUUUCUGGGGCCCUCAGUGUGAUCGUUUGUGUCCAAGUCAUUGUGCUACAAAUCAGUGUGACCGUGCAAAAGGACACUGCACAUGUUCUCCAGGAAUAUAUGGAUCACACUGUCACUUAAGUUGUCCUGAAAACACAUGGGGUGAAAUGUGCAGUCUCAAGUGUCCUUCGGAAUGUUCAGAAAAUGGCAGAAAUACAAAAGGUUGUGACCCUCAGACAGGUGAAUGUGUAUGCAAACCUGGAUUUCGACCACCUGAAUGUAUACUUCCGUGUCCACCUUCAUAUUUUGGUUACAACUGCAUGAUGACAUGCUUUGAUUGUCCUAAUGGCUGUGAUCCAGUGACUGGAAGAUGUUUGUUUGAAUGUCCACCAGGUAAACAUGGACCAACAUGUGAAGAAGACUGUUUUGCUGGUUAUUGGGGUCCUCAAUGUUCCAAGCGUUGCAGAUGUGGUUACGAUGAAAAAGGAAAUCUUCAAAGCUGUGAUCCUGCCAGUGGUAAAUGCACUUGUAAAGCAGGUUAUUGGGGAGAAAAAUGUGAUAAGCCUUGUGAAGUUGGCAAUUAUGGCCCAAACUGUCGAUUUCAAUGUCAGUGUGGAACAAGUAGGAAUAGAUGUGAUCCAGUUACUGGUCUAUGUCAAUGUUCAGAUGGGAUGAUGAGGUAUAAAUGUAAUAUGCAAAAUGAUUUCUAUGCAAUAGAUGAGGAACCAUCCUGCCCACCAGGUAGGUGGGGUAAAUCCUGUACAGAAAUUUGUGAUUGCAAUAACAGUGUUGAAUGUAAUAAAGAAACCGGAGUAUGUAUAUGUUUCCCUGGAUUCAUUGGUAAUAAAUGCGACCAAAAAUGUGAAAAAGGGAAAUAUGGACCUAAUUGCACGGAAACAUGUGCAUGUGUACACGGAACUUGUGAUCAUCGUUCUGGAGCUUGUGAAUGUGAACCGGGUUGGAGAAAUAUGCUGUGUAAUAAACAGUGUGCACCAGGUUUCUAUGGUUUAGAUUGUCAAGAAAGAUGCCAGUGUACAAAUGGUGCAGAAUGCGAUCCCGUUACUGGUAACUGUGAAUGUAGUGAAGGUUGGUAUGGACCAGCAUGCGAUCAACCCUGCCCAGAAGGUACCUAUGGCAAAAACUGUACAAAAAAGUGCAACUGUGCCGAAGAUGUCUCAGGUAUCAACUGCGACAAAGUCACGGGAAGAUGCAUUUGUCCCCCGGGACGUACCGGUCCUAGGUGUUCUGAGUUAUGUCCCAAUGGAUUUUGGGGAGAAGGGUGCUCAAGAACUUGUGCAUGUCUAAGGGGAGCGACUUGUGACUCUGUAAGUGGUAAGUGUCGCUGCGGCUCAGGCUGGCAUGGUGAGGCUUGUGAGCUACCGUGUCCAAACGGGUAUUGGGGUGAAGGCUGUUCUAUCCGUUGUCAAUGUUCAGCAAAUCCCCGAAUUUCAGAAGGCGGUGAAUGUGAUAGGUUUACUGGUGAAUGCCGCUGUCCUGUUGGCUUUACUGGACCAAACUGUCAAGACACAUGUCCCCCUGGACGUUAUGGACCAGACUGUCGACUCAGUUGCCCAUGUCAAAAACCUGGCUCUAGAUGUAACUCUGAGACAGGAGCUUGUGAAUGUCCACCUGGGUGGUUCGGUGAAACUUGUGAACGACCCUGCUUAUUGGGAUUUUACGGCAUAAACUGUAAGCAAAGGUGUUCAUGUUCAUCUGGACAGCCAUGUCAUCAUGAAACAGGUCAGUGUAGUUGCCCAGCAGGAAAAUAUGGACCACAAUGUAAAGAUACGUGUCCAGAAGGACGCUGGGGUGAAGACUGUCAACGGAUAUGUGACUGUCACUUGAAGAAUAAUAAUAUGCUGUGUGAUCCUGUCUAUGGAAUCUGUUAUUGUCGACCAGGAUGGCAAGGACCAAAUUGUAUCAGCACAUGUCCAGCUGGGUAUUUUGGUACAAAUUGCCAGCAUCAGUGUAAAUGUGAAAACAAUGGUGCAUGCCAUCCAGACAACGGAACAUGUAUAUGUCAGCCAGGAUAUUAUGGUGAACGUUGCCAUCUAAACUGUCCUCCUGGGUUUAUGGAAGCAUGUAAUGAGAUUACCGGUGAAUGCUACUGUUCGGCUGGCUACUAUGGCAAAAAGUGUGAACAAACCUGUCAUCCCGGUACAUAUGGACCACAAUGUUCACUGACUUGUCCUGUAUGUCAUACCCAAGUCACCGAUCCAAAUGCCCAGGAUAGUUUAUUACUCCCAGAAUCUUCAUUCAGUCAAGACAAUUCAUUGUCUUUAUUCCGUUAUCAGUCAGACGAAAUAAUCAAGAAUACCAAGUUGGCUGCACUGAAACGUUUAGAUGGUAAUCGGAAUAAUCCUACUUGUCAUCCACAAACUGGACAGUGCCCUUGUCCUCCUGGUUCAGAGGGAAAAGACUGUAGUACUCCAUGCCCAAAAGAUCGAUUCGGACCUGAUUGUGCCCAGGUGUGUACAUGUCAGAAUGGAGCAACAUGUUCUCCUGUCAGUGGUGCUUGUCAGUGUCGCCCAGGAUUUUAUGGACCUUUAUGUCAACACACGUGUCCACCAGGGAGGUGGGGAAGAGGCUGUGCUUCUGUAUGUGACUGUUAUAAUUCCCUGCCAUCCGGCUGUGAUCCAAAAAGUGGUAGGUGCAGAUGCAAACCAGGUUAUACUGGAGAACGUUGUGAAGAAGUGUGUCCUCGUGGUUAUUUCGGUGAAAUGUGCGCUCAAGCCUGUCGACAUUGUGAAGAUUGUCAUUUUGAGACUGGACAGUGUCUGUGCCCACUGGGUCAACAUGGAGAAACGUGUGGCAGCAUAUGUCCACGCGGUCAAUAUGGGGCCAACUGUUCCAAACUUUGCUCAUGUCAGAACAAUGCAGUCUGUUCCGUUGACACUGGGAUUUGUAACUGUCUUCCUGAAUUUAUUGGACAUGAUUGUUCAGUAAAGAGAGAAAUGGAUUACGCUAAAAGCCGUCAGUAA